AGGCGGAGGUGUCUGCGCCGCCGCGGCCGCCGCCACCACCAGCGCCGCCGCCACCGCCGCCUCCGUGAGUCAGGCUCUGGCUGCAGCCGCGGCUGGCCUGGCGCUGCGGAGUGGGCGCAGGCAACGGGGGAGGCAGCAGCGUGGAGAGCACCGCGCGCUCUCCGCCUCCAAGGUUGGGCGGUCGGGACGCGGGUCGGCGAACGGACAACGGCCCGGGACGGCGGAAGGACGCACGCACACAGGCGUAGGGGUCUGGCCCGCCCGCGGCAGUCUCCAGUAGGUGAGGGAGGACGCACAGUUCCCGCAGCUGCAGCAGCAGCGGAGCUGGCGGGGGCGGACGAACCUGGUACAGACCCCUGAGCACCGCGCGCGGAGUGGAGCGGAGCGCAGGCACCUAGGUGCCUCUUUGGAGAACUGUUCGUUUCAGAGUCAUUGCCCAGGGCUACGGCCAGUGCCCAGCCCUGCUGGGAGCCCCGGCCAGCACCACGGACGGCGCCCAGGAAGCCUGUGUCCCCCUGGACGGGGCCUUCUGGAUCCCAAGGCCCCCAGCAGGUUCACCCAAGGGCUGCUUUGCCUGUGUGUCCAAGCCCCCCGCCUUGCAGGCUCCAGUGGCCCCCGCCCCUGAGGCCUCAGCCUCACCCCCCAUGGCUCCCACUCUGUUCCCCAUGGAGUCCAAAAGCAGCAAGACCGACAGUGUGCGGGCGGCCGGUGCCCCCCAGGCCUGCAAGCACUUAGCCGAGAAGAAGACCAUGACAAACCCCACAACAGUCAUCGAGGUCUACCCGGACACCACCGAGGUGAACGACUACUACCUGUGGUCCAUCUUCAACUUUGUCUACCUCAACUUCUGCUGCCUGGGCUUUAUCGCGUUGGCCUACUCCCUCAAAGUUCGGGACAAGAAGCUCCUCAAUGACCUGAAUGGGGCUGUAGAGGAUGCCAAAACUGCUCGGCUGUUCAACAUCACCAGCUCGGCGCUGGCGGCCUCCUGCAUCAUCCUGGUCUUCAUCUUCCUGCGGUACCCGCUCACUGACUACUGACCCCACGGGCACCAGGGCCAAGAGGAAGCAGCCCUGAGACUUGCUUAUUUUUGUGGUCACUGGGAGGCAGGAUGCCCUGAGGGUGGGGCAGGUCAAGGCUCCCGCCUGGGCCUCAGAGGCUGUAUGUGACACAGAGCGAAAGCGCCCUGAGGAGCAGAGCUCCAUCUAGCCCCCAUCUGCCUCCUGGCCCUCGCCCUGCCUGUCUCUGGGCCCCAGCCUCCCCCCUGCUGCUGCCCUGGCUUCCAUGUGCCCUGCCCAGGCUCCGGGGCCUGCAGACCCCACACUCAGCAAGAAGGGCUUAUGUGGGAGCCCCCAAGAUGGGGGACUGCCAGCACCUGGGGCUCACUCUCUCCUGACCCCGCCUCCUCCAAGCUGUGACCUGCUCAGAGCACUUGUAUCUGUGAACUUUCAA
Molecule: messenger RNA, 1449 nt
Organism: Octodon degus (degu)
Lineage: Eukaryota; Metazoa; Chordata; Mammalia; Rodentia; Octodontidae
Gene: Ifitm10
Product: interferon induced transmembrane protein 10
Exons: 3
Coding region: 645-1037 (130 amino acids)
Cellular component (GO): plasma membrane
Source: RefSeq, a predicted model, not a curated record